Stomoxys calcitrans (stable fly) is the source of this 1095-nucleotide messenger RNA. Its product is annotated as odorant receptor 45a-like. The transcript has 3 exons. Gene Ontology annotation, molecular function: olfactory receptor activity; odorant binding. Gene Ontology annotation, cellular component: plasma membrane. The record is from RefSeq and is a predicted model, not a curated record. NCBI's taxonomy places the organism in Eukaryota, Metazoa, Arthropoda, Insecta, Diptera, Muscidae. Bases 1 to 1095 code for a protein of 364 amino acids. Gene Ontology annotation, biological process: sensory perception of smell; detection of chemical stimulus involved in sensory perception of smell.
AUGUGGUUUCUACCCAAGUCUUCGGAUGCCUUGCCAUCUGAAGAAAGGCUGCAUCAUUACCUUUUUGUUCAGAGAUACUGUUUCGCUGGCAUUGGGAUCGAUCCAACUUCUCUUACGAAGACCGUUUUUAAUCGUCUUUUAGCUUGGAUUCCAAUGCUAUGCUUGUUUUUUUUAAUAUUUCCUUUGGGACUAUAUGCACUCGAGUACAUGAAAACUGAUCUGAGUCAGAUGGUUAUUGCUCUAUCACCUAUGUGGCAAAUGAUUUUAGCAGUCAACAAGUUCUUUUUAUUCAUGUGGAAUAGAGAAAAGAUUGUCCGCUUGGUGCGUGAGGUAUAUUUUUGGACACUGAAGGCCAACGAUGCCGAACUAGUUAUUCUGAGCGAUGAAAUUCGUAUAGACAUCUUCAUAUCGCUCUUGUAUUGCAGUUCGGUAUGUCUUUCCGCUUUAUUAGCUGUAGUGUCCCCAUUUCUGACAGCAUCGAUCUUUGCAUUUAAGGGUUAUGGGUUUUGGGAUUCAUUGGAGUUACCAUUUAAAGCAAGAUACUUUGUGGAUCCCAAGAUGUCAAUAUGGUCGUAUGCGUUGAACUACAUAUGGAUUUUCUUCGCCGUGUACUACGCCGUCCAUGGUACAGUGGCCAUCGAUUCAUUAUUCUCAUGGUUCAUGCGUAACAUCUCGGCACAAUUCCGUAUACUGAAUUUGCGCUUCAAACUGGCCGCUAAUAUUGUAGACGCUGAAGGAAAAGGAAAUGAUCGAUUCCAUGAGGAAUUUAAAAAAUCUAUAAUCGAGUGUAUCGAAUAUCAUCGUCGAGUUAUUGAUUUGGUCGAGAAAUUUAAUGACGUCUAUAGGGACCUUAUCUUUGUGAAGAUUCUAAUAAGUUGCGUACAAAUGGCUUGCUUGACAUUCCUAUUCCAGCAGGGAGGAUAUUUGCACACCCAAAUUUUCAACAUUUCCUUCUUGAUAACGAUUACUAUCCAACUGAUGUUGUACUGCCAUGGCGGUCAAAGAAUUAAGGAAAUGGUGGGUAUAUCAAAAAUCUUCAUUCAUAGGGCUUUGAUUGAGAAGGAGUUGCUCUCUAUUGCAGAGUUUUUCUGUUAA